Molecule: messenger RNA, 1434 nt
Organism: Jaminaea rosea
Lineage: Eukaryota; Fungi; Basidiomycota; Exobasidiomycetes; Microstromatales
Exons: 1
Coding region: 148-1299 (383 amino acids)
Source: RefSeq, a predicted model, not a curated record
GUUCUAUUCAAAGCAUCAACAUCCUGCCCGGACAGCCGGCCAGAUACGCAACUGCCACCAAGAAGACCAAGAUUCGGGGCAGUCAAGGAGCAUAGAAGGCCGACCAACUCACAGCCGCAACCGCAAAGCCAUCCAACAUUGCACAUCAUGGCUUCUUCCCCGAACGCAAAGGGCCCCUUGCUCUCACCCGAGGAUCUAGCAGCGCACAGCCAAACGCUGGAAGUCCUCUUCGCCAUGUGGAGCGGCGAUGAAGAAUUGAUCAUUGACGAAGUCAAUUCGAAUGCCAUUCAAUCACUCGCCAAGUACCUCACCCUUCCUGUCAAUACGCUCGGUGAUGCGCAGUCCCAGGCGGUGAAAGACUCCCUGCCAGCAAGCGUCGCCUUUGCGAUCGUCGUCGACCCAUUUGCGGGGGACGACGCAGCCAGGCAAGCCAAGGAGCGCAAGCUUACACUUGACGUGAUGCUGCCCCUGCGAAGGGCAGAAGCAGAGAGCAGUACGAGCAAAGGCGACACAGCAAGACGACCCCGUCUCUCAUUACGAACAGCAACGUGGCUCUCCCGAUCUGACCAAGACGAGCUGUCCCGCCGAUUAAAAGCCUCUGCCGAAGCCGACGAUGAGGAAGAGGACGGCGCUUCGCGAGUCAUGGCUGCGGUCGAAGAUCUCUCUGAAGCGGUGCUAAGCUCACCCUCAAUGAGCGCCGCCACAAGCAGCGCAGACGAAAGCAAGCAAAGCAGCCCCUUCAGCACCUCUGGAGCGCAAGCCUCUCUGCCUCGGUACGUCCUCCGAACCUGGCAUCAUCUCCCUUCUCUAUCCACCAAAGAAAAGCGUGACGACCUAGUCUCCUACGCUCAAGCGGUGCGUCAUAAGCCCGAUCCGUCUUCACCAUCACAGGCCUGGCCUCUGACAGGCUUCGUGCUGGCAGGCAAGCCGGGCUUGGUGGUGUUGGAAUGCCCGCUUCCCUCCCCUUCUUCGCCGGUCGAAGAAGGUCAAGCCACACCGAGGCCGAGCUCAACCUCGCUGCUGGCGGCCACGCAGACAAUCGACAGCUACUGGUCCUCGAUCAAGUCCACCUCUUGGGGCGAUAUCCCUUCUGGCCACAAGAAGGUCAGCGAGACUCUGCGAGAGGAGGGCGUCACGCGCGCCUUUGAGGAUAUGAGGGAGAUCACGGGUACAGAGGAGGUGGGAGGCAAGGAGGCUAUGCGUGGGGGUUGGAGGAAUGAUAUGAGUAAGAUUGAAGGGUGGCUCAAGACGAGAGGCGCAGGAGGAAGGCUGAGGGAGGCGCUUGGUGCAGAUUGGUGAGCACACAGGGAAAGUGGCGAUGAUACAAUGAUGAUGGGGAUUUCUAGCAGUACGCGUGCGUGCGUGUGUCAGCGCGAGUUGAAGAACAACAAGACGAGGUAGUUGAGGUAAUUGCGAGCAACCUUCCUUUCCUCU